AUGAGAACAGUUCCAAAGUGGGUGAAUAAAAUUCAUGAGGCUGAUAAAAUUGAAUCUUCCAGCAUUCACGCAAUAUGUUUUAACCCUGAGGGUACACAGCUAGUUGUUGGUGCUGGUGAGAAGGUAAUGGUGUAUGACCCUCGUGACGGAGCCCUAGUCCAACUUCUUCAAGCCCAUAAAGCUGCUGUUCAUGCUGUAGCAUAUUGUAGUGAUGGAAAAAAAUUUGCAAGUGGUGGAGCAGAUAAAAAUGUUAUCAUUUGGAGCUCUAAGAUGGAAGGAAUUCUCAAGUACUCACAUAGCGAGGCCAUUCAAUGUCUUGCAUAUAAUCCAGUGUCAUUACACUUAGCAUCUUGCGCAUUGUCAGACUUUGCAUUCUGGUCGGCCGAUGUAAAGGCUGUGCAGAAAUAUAAAAUUGGUGGACGUAUCACAUGUUGUGCUUGGUCACCUAAUGGUCAAUACUUAGCAAUAGGGCUGGCUAUUGGAGCUGUAUCUAUACGUAAUAAGGUAGGCGAUGAAAUACAAAUAAUACAGCGCGAAGCACCAGUCUGGGCUGUAACAUUCUCAAAAAGUACACUUCUAGUCAGUGAUUGGAAUGACACACUGUCAUUUUACAAUGUACAGGGUCAACAAGUAUUAAAAGAUAGAAAUAUAGGCAUAUCAGCAUUAUCAAUAUCUACUUUCGAUGCGCUAGUGCUCGUGGGAGGUGUGGGAGGCUGGGCUGUUCUCACCACUGAGGGCAUUACAAUGCUUAACACUCCCCAAGACUGGGUCUGGGCUAUAACCCCAUCGCCAUCUCAAAAUAUCUUGGCAGUGGGGUGUCAAGACGGCACUUUGUGGUGCUACCAGAUAGUAUUUAGCACAGUUCACGGAUUGUAUCGUGAGCGUUACGCAUAUCGGGAGAACAUAACAGACGUGAUAAUACAGCAUCUCAUAACAGGCAACAAAGUGCGGAUAAAAUGUCAUGACCGGGUGCAGAAAAUCGCUAUAUAUAAACAUCGGUUGGCGGUGCAACUGCCCGAAAGGGUGGUAGUAUAUGAACAAGGCGACGCGGACGGAAUGUUGUACCGGGUUAAGGAGAAACUACCUCAGAAAUUGGAAUGCUCUCUACUAAUAGCGACAAGUGACGCUUUGCUACUCUGUCAGGAUAACAAAUUAUCAUUGAUUGGAAAACGCUUGCCGAAAAUUUGGUCAUUUCCAGCACCAAUUCGUUACGUGAAGGUGACAACGUUAUUCUUCAAGGAGGUUCUGCUUUUGGGAUUGCUCAAUGGCCAGAUUUGGCAAGUGGAACCUAGAGAGGGCAGUUCCAAAGUGACCGUGACUACGCCGGCCGGUGUUCGUUGUCUCGACGUAAGCGCGUCUCGAAACUGUCUGGCAGUCGUCGACGACUCGUCCGUUUGCCGCGUCUACUGCUUACCCACAGUGGAGAUGCUGUACUCUGAAGAAAACGUAUCAUCGGUGUCCUGGAACUCGUUAUGUGAUGAGCUACUGUGCCUGUCAGGUGGUGGCUUGCUUUCCAUAAAAGCUGGUAGUUUCCCUGCGGCCACACAACCACUCGCGGGAUCAGUAGUUGGAUUCCAGGGUGGCCGUGUGUUUUGCUUGCAAGCGAAUGCCAUGCAAACUAUUAACGUUCCACUGUCGCAUGCAGUUCACCAGUAUGUGCAAAAAAAGAUGUUCAAUGACGCUUAUGCAGUGGCCUGCUUAGGAGUUACUGCUCUGGAUUGGGAAAGGCUGGGAAUGGCGGCAUUCGAGGAGCUCGCCUUCGAGGUGGCGAGGAAAGCUUUUCAGCGAAGCGAGAAUAUUACUUUCCUGACGCUAAUCGAUCAACUACAGGAACGUUUUGAAGCCGGUGAAAAACGUGAUGUAAUACUAGGCGAAGUGUUUGCGUAUCGAGGGAGGUAUACAGACGCAGCCAACUUGUUCCAGACCGCUGGUCGUGAUGACCGCGCACUUAAUUUGUACCUGGAUUUAAGGAUGUUCAGUAAGGCUCAGGAGCUGGUCGGCGAGGGCGAGGGGCUGGCGAAACUCGCGCGGCGUCGUGCUGAGUGGGCGCGGCACGUGAGCGAGCCGCGUGCCGCCGCCGAGAUGUACCUCGCGGUCGGCGAUGUACGCCGUGCCGCACAGCUCAUGGCCGAGAACGGCCGCCGGGAUAUGCUGAUCGAGCUGGCGCGUAAGUUGGACAAGGGGUCAAGCGAGUCACUGCGGCACGUGGCGGAGGCGCUCGUGUCUGUGGGCGAGCCGGCUGCCGCCGCGGACGUGUACCAGCGCCUCGGCGACUACAAGAAAGUCGCACAAUUGGCUGUGUCGGCAGGCGAAUGGUCGCACGCAUUCGCACUCGCUCGCGAACAUUCCGAAUGCAAACGAGAAGUGUAUCUACCUUACGCCCAUCGUAUGGCGCAUGAAAACAAAUUCAUCGAGGCGCAGAAAGCAUAUCACAUGGCGGGCGAGACGGCUACAGCUAUUCGCGUGUUUAGCGUGUUGGUCGGAAACGCGGUAGCGGAGGAGAGGUUCGCGGACGCGGGCUAUUUGCACCAUUUGCUCGCCGCACAGUGCCUCGAUACGGCUGCUGCGGCUAGUGGCAAGGAUCGCGAGUCGGCGCUGCGUCGGUACUGUGAAAACGCGCGCUUGUCGCUCGUGUACCACGCAUACGAAGCGGCGCAUCGUUGCGUGCACGAGCCAUUUUCCCUCAGCCAGCCCGACGCACUGCUCAAUGCCGCGAGGUACGCGCUCGCAAGGCUGCAGGCCGAACCUCCGCCCGGCAUCUCUAUGUUUUGUUUAUAUUUGUGCAUAGCCAAACAGGCGAAGACUUUAAACGCAAAUUCAUUAGCUCAGCAGAUGUUAGACAAAAUUCUUAAUCUCCAAAUACCAUCGAAGUUUCAGGAAAGCGUUGAACUCUUGAUAUUGAAGAGUCGCGCCAGUGCCACCGGUAACGAAAAUCAAGAUGAAGAAGUAUCUCCGUUAUGCUGGCGUUGUCGUCGACACGCUCCACCGUUGUGCGCAACGAACUGCCCGCAUUGUCACCACGAACUCACGCACUCGCUCGCUACUCACGAAGUUCUUCCAUUGGUCCAAUUCGAACCAGCGGAAGGUAUAUCUAUUGAAGAAGCAUUAGAUCUCAUAGAUCGCACAACUCUUCCCGAAAAUACUACGAAGGAGGAUACAGGAGAUGCUGAAAUUCUUCGAAUAGACCAUGACAUUGAAUCUUCAGACCCAUUCCUGGAUAAAGUUGACGAGGAAGACGAAACAGGAGUUGUGGUAUGCAGUCGCAACGCUCUUUUGCGGCUGAACCCCGCUAGUGUGGUGACGAUACUACGGCCGCCGCUACCGCCUCGCUUCUACCGUAAUAUGCUGCCCGAACUACCGGUGGCACCUUGUCCUCAUUGCCAACAUCUGUUCUAUAUGGAAGACUAUGAAAUACAGCUGGUUUCCAAGGGACAUUGUCCCUUCUGCCUCCAUCCAGCGGAAGUGAUAAAUAAAGAGGACGCUGGAGACGACUCCCUAUUAAAUGGAUCCAAUACAUCUAGUCCAGAUAGUCUAAGCAAUGGACAAAAUACAUGGUGA
Parnassius apollo (apollo) is the source of this 3558-nucleotide messenger RNA. The record is from the annotation of a GenBank genome assembly. Lineage: Eukaryota; Metazoa; Arthropoda; Insecta; Lepidoptera; Papilionidae.